AUGGACAGCAAGCACCCAGUCUACCGCCACUUCAUGGUGCCGGCUGAUAACGUGGGGGAGAACGGCACCAAGGUGUGUGCCUACUGCAGCUUCAAGUUUGUUGGCGGGACGUACCGCUGCGCGCAGCAUAUCACCAGCUGGACGGGCAUGCGCCGUCGUGAAGUGCAUCUCUGCACUGAAGCGCCGAAGACUGCACGGGACGCCGUGAAGGCGGUUUACGAGAACAAGUUCAAGGCCCGUGAAGCAAAGCGUGCGGCUGAAAUUGCGGCGGUCGGCGCAGUCAAUGGCGGUUCCGACAAGAAGAAGACGCGGAUGACCGACUUCUACGGCGACGACGCCGCGUGCGCGAAGCAAGCUGCGGACGAGGCGCUUUGCCUGCUCUUUGCCGCUCUUCAUAUCCCGGAGCAUCACGCGGACCACCCACUCUGGCGGAACGCAGUCUCCAGCAUCGCGCGCGCGGGGACGGGUUACGUGCCGCCAAAGAGACGCUACAUCGGUGGCGCUGGUCUUGCAAAAUGCCGCCAGCGCAUUGAGGCGGCACUCGAUCCGAUCGCUGCAAGUUGGCGUCGUGACGGCGUCACCGUUGCAAGCGACAUGUUCUCUGACAAGGCCGGCCGCCCGCAAGCCAAUGUGCUCCUCAUCAACGAUAGCGGAGCCGUGUUCGUGGAGUCGAUCGACACAAAGAUGGAGAUGAAGACCGGCGGCUACAUCGCGGACAUCUUGCGCCCCGUCAUCGAGAAGGUUGGCGCGGAGAAUGUCGUCGCCUUUUGUUUUGACGGCGGCUCCAAUUACGCGGCGGCCUGCAGGGAGCUGAUGACGGAGUAUCCCCACAUCGAACACAUCCCUUGCGCGACCCAUGUCCUUGAUCUCCUGAUGGAGGACAUCGAGAAAAUGGGAUGGGCGAAGGACAUCGUCACACGCGGGGACACCAUCAUCUCGUUCGUCCGCAACCAUCACUUCACCCGCGGCUACAUGCGGAGCAAGCUCGUGAACGGCAGCAAUAGGAAGCAGGUUCUGAAGCCCGCGGGAACCCGCUUCGGCACCAACUACAUCGCCAUCAACCGCCUCUGUGAAGUGCGCUCCGGCCUGACGCAGAUGGUCCUCAGCGAUGAGUGGCUCGAGUGGACGACGGCUGCAAAGAGGGUUGGGGCAGAUACUUUCAAGAGCAACAUCCUCGAUGACACGUGGUGGACGCGUGCGGAGUUCUUCGCGAAGCUGAUGAAGCUUCCGUUCGUUGUCAUGCGCAAGACGGACUCGGAUGCAAAAGGCAUGAUGGGUCGACUCUACGACCUCAUGCUCCAGCUCACCGAGGACAUCCGCGACUUCCUCGACGAGCACGCAAAAGGGGUCCUGACAAGGGGAGAGGUGGGAGAUAUUCGGAAGAUCGUGCAGGACCGCUGGGACAACGGGCUGGCGUGCGACAUGCACGUGGUUGGUCGCAUCCUCAACCCCACCAACCAGGAAGAGGGCAUCUUCCGCCAUGACCUCGAGUGCACGAGGGUCUUCAAGAAGUUCGUGUCCAAGCACUUCGACGACCAGACCAUCAUCAGGAAGGACGGGGUCGAGCGCCGUGCCUCCCUCGUCAUCCAGGAAGGCCUCACUGCCUUCCUAAACCUGACGGGCUGCUUCGGCAUGCCCGACGCUAUUGCCGACCGUGCGGCAGUGAAGGAGGGCAAGAUGACCGCGGUGGCCUGGUGGUCGUGGCACGGGACCGAACAUCCCGAGCUCACCACGCUUGCUUGCCGUAUGCUCACGCAGCCGGUGUCCGCGUCACCAUGCGAGCGGAACUGGGCGAAGUUUGAUGCCGUGCAUACGGCACGCCGGAACCGGCAGGGGGUGGUGAAGGGAAACAUCGAGGAGCCCCCCACUCCGGCUGGCUACAACGUCGAGGAGGAGGUGGAGGAACCUGAGGAGGGGGAGGAUGAUGUGAUGGCCGAUGAGUACUAG
Molecule: messenger RNA, 1947 nt
Organism: Closterium sp. NIES-65
Lineage: Eukaryota; Viridiplantae; Streptophyta; Zygnematophyceae; Desmidiales; Closteriaceae
Source: the annotation of a GenBank genome assembly